This is a messenger RNA of Acomys russatus (golden spiny mouse), 2674 nucleotides long. It is a transcript of the gene Cpt1c, whose product is annotated as carnitine palmitoyltransferase 1C. Gene Ontology annotation, molecular function: carnitine O-palmitoyltransferase activity. Gene Ontology annotation, cellular component: mitochondrion. The coding region runs from base 147 to 2555 and encodes 802 amino acids. Gene Ontology annotation, biological process: fatty acid metabolic process; carnitine metabolic process. Lineage: Eukaryota; Metazoa; Chordata; Mammalia; Rodentia; Muridae. The transcript has 19 exons. The record is from RefSeq and is a predicted model, not a curated record.
CGAUCAGGUCGUGGACUACACGGAGACUAGAUAUAUGUACAAAAGGGAACUGGGUACUGAGCUCAAAUUUUGAGGGAAGGAGGUGUUCAUGGACUUGACCCUAGAAACCGCAGCUGCUGACCUCUGAACAGUGGACCCCGGGGAACAUGGCUGAGGCACAUCCGGCCUCCAGCUUGCUCUCUUCCUUGAGCUCUGACGGGGCAGAAGUGGCGCUCAACUCCCCGAUGUGGCAGGAGAUUUACCUUUCUGGCCUGCGCUCCUGGAAAAGGCAUCUCUGGCGUGUGUGGAACGACUUUCUUACUGGUGUGGUCCCUGCGAGCCCCCUCAGCUGGCUCUUCCUCUUCAGUACCAUCCAGCUUGCUUGGUCCCUCCAGCUGGACCCUUCCUUAGGACUGAUGGAGAAGAUUAAAGAGCUGCUGCCAGACUGGGCUGGACAGCACCAUCAGCUUCAGGGGCUCCUGGCAGCGGCACUGUUUGCCUCCUGUUUGUGGGGAGCCCUGAUCUUCACACUUCAUGUGGCUCUGAGGCUCCUUCUGUCCCACCACGGCUGGCUUCUGGAACCUCCUGGCACCAUGUCCUCACCCACGAAGACCUGGCUAGCACUGGUCCGAAUAUUCUCCGGGAGGCACCCAAGGCUGUUCGGCUUCCAACGUGCGCUCCCGAGACAGCCAGUACCCACGGUGCAGGAGUCCGUCCGCAAGUACCUGGAGUCCGUGCGCCCUGUGCUUGGAGACGACGCUUUCGACCGCACUGCGGCGCUGGCGAGCGACUUCCUGAGGUUGCAAGCUCCACGGCUGCAACGCUACCUGCAGCUCAAGUCCUGGUGUGCUUCCAACUACGUCAGUGACUGGUGGGAAGAGUUCGUGUACCUGCGCUGCCGAGGCUCGCUGAUGGAGAACAGCGCCUACUACCUGAUGGACUUUCUGUACGUCACACCCACGCCACUGCAGGCGGCCCGAGCAGGCAACGCUGUCCACGCCCUCCUCCUGUAUCGACACCUCCUGAGCCAGCAAGAGAUCCCACCGACGAUGCUGAUGGGGAUGCGGCCACUGUGCUCGGCCCAGUACCAGAGGAUGUUCAACACUACACGGGUUCCAGGGGUGCAGAAAGACUACCUCCGUCACCUCCAGGACAGCCGACACGUGGCCGUCUUCCACCGGGGCCGGUUCUUCCGUGUAGGGACCCACUCUUCCAAUGGCCUGCUGUCCCCACGGGCCCUUGAGCAGCAGUUCCAGGAGAUCCUGGAUGACCCCUCCCCAGCCUGUCCCCUUGAAGAACAUCUGGCUGCUCUGACCGCUGCACCCAGGAGUAUGUGGGCCCAGGUGCGGAAGUCAGUGAAGACCCAUGCUGCCGCUGCCCUGGAGGCCGUGGAAGGGGCCGCCUUCUUUGUGUCCCUCGAUUCUGAGCCCGCGGGACUGACCGGGGAGGACCCUGCCGCUUCCUUGGAUGCCUACGCCCACGCUCUGCUGGUUGGCCGUGGCCAUGACCGCUGGUUUGACAAAUCCUUCACCCUCAUUGUUUUCUCCAAUGGGAAGCUGGGCCUCAGCGUGGAGCACUCGUGGGCUGACUGUCCUGUCUCGGGACACAUGUGGGAGUUCACCCUGGCCACGGAGUGCUUCCAAUUGGGGUACACCGCCGAUGGCCACUGUAAGGGGGACCCGGACCUCACCCUGCCACAGCCCCAGCGCCUGCAAUGGGACCUUGCAGAGCAGAUGCGUUCUCCCAUCUCGCUGGCCCUGAGGGGAGCCAAGACCUUGGCUGACAAUGUCGACUGCCAUGUCUUGCCCUUUUCCCACUUUGGCAAGAACUUCAUCAAGUGUUGCCAUGUCUCUUCAGACAGUUUCGUCCAAUUGGUCCUGCAACUGGCCCACUUCCGGGACAGGGGUCAAUUCUGCCUGACUUAUGAGUCAGCCAUGACCCGACUGUUCCUGGAAGGCAGGACGGAGACGGUGAGGUCUUGCACGAGAGAGGCCUGUCACUUUGUGACAGCAAUGGAGGACAAGGAAAAGACAGACCAGCAGUGCCUUGUCCUGUUCCGGGUGGCCGUGGACAAGCACCAGGCUCUACUGAAGGCAGCAAUGAGCGGGCAAGGGAUCGACCGUCACCUCUUCGCGCUCUACAUCACUUCCAGAUUCCUCCACAUGCAGUCACCCUUCCUGACCCAGGUCCAGUCACAGCAGUGGCCGCUGUCCACCAGCCAGAUCCCUGUGCAGCAGACGCACCUGUUUGAUGUCCACAAUUACCCAGAUUAUGUGUCUUCUGGAGGUGGAUUUGGGCCUGCCGAUGACCAGGGCUACGGCGUCUCCUAUAUCUUCAUGGGAGAAAACACGAUCACCUUUCACAUCUCCAGCAAGAAGUCAAGCACAAAGACAGACUCGCACCGGCUGGGGCGGCACAUUGAGAAUGCGCUGUUGGACGUAGCCUCUCUGUUCCAGGCUGGGCAGCAUUUCAAGUGCCAGUUCAGUGGCCUUGGGGAGAACUUGGGAUGUAGACGUGGCUUUCUCUCCAGGAAGACUGUGGACCCCAAGGUCCCCUCAACCUCCACCAACAUUUGAGUCCCUCAGCAGGGAGCUGGUCUCCCUCAGGAAGUAGGGCACUGUUCCCAGGGCUAGGCUGGGGCAGACAGGGGUAUUGAGGGAUCCCCAAACCCACCUGGUAAUAAAGAUAUGUGAGU